CUAACCGCCAUGGGAGAAGAUUGCUUGGUUGAAAUCCCUCGAAACGAUUGGGAAGAGUGGCGUGAUUUGUACAAGCGUGAUUGGCCGCGUCAUGAGAUAGCAUUUAACUUGGUGCAAAACUACAUCGAUUGGUCGAAGCGCGAUCGUAAAAUUAAGGACCUGGUACUGUACAGCCUCAAUGGCAGCUGGCGAGAGAACGGCACGUUUGUCAUAAUUGAUCGAAUCGAAUUGUACAUGUACACGCUGGACGAGUCAUUGGAUACGCUGCGCCGGGCACUGGAGCUAGUCGAUUGGGACUACUACUACGUGGCCAUUAUGUGCCAAUAUGAAGCGUUGCUCUACAGCACGUAUAAGAAGCUAAAUGUCCGUUUAGCGAUAGCACGCGCAAAUAUUAUGUAUUUCCUGCCCAAGGAGGAGGGCUUAAAGGUGAAUGUGACGAUACCGGAAGGUCUCCGCGUGGGACCACUACAACCGCAUCAUGCCAAAAUUAUUAACGACCUGUGGCCACACCGAGAAACUGGCACGGAGUUUACCCUGGAGCGGUUAAUUCGUUGGAAUCCAUCGAUGGGUUUGUUCAACGAGCAUGGAGAUCUGCUUGGCUGGUGUUUAUUCACGCAGCCUGGUGUGAUAGGAUCGUUAGGAGUAAUAGAACGGCGCAAAGGAUACGGCCGAAUUGUUUUGCAAGCGUUCGUCAAACAGCUGGCCGAAAUGGGCCACAACCUGUACGCUAGUGUUUUGGUGGAAAAUGAACCAUCGAAAGCGCUGUUUGAAAGUAUCGGAUUUAAAAAAAUCAAGGACACAACCUGGAUUCGAAAUUGCGAGCGAAAGUUUGUGGAGUGGAGUUCUGGAACUUUCAGCACCUAA
Anopheles moucheti is the source of this 864-nucleotide messenger RNA. RefSeq lists its product as uncharacterized. The coding region runs from base 10 to 864 and encodes 284 amino acids. The transcript has 2 exons. Gene Ontology annotation, molecular function: acyltransferase activity, transferring groups other than amino-acyl groups. NCBI's taxonomy places the organism in Eukaryota, Metazoa, Arthropoda, Insecta, Diptera, Culicidae. The record is from RefSeq and is a predicted model, not a curated record.